Molecule: messenger RNA, 1452 nt
Organism: Lithohypha guttulata
Lineage: Eukaryota; Fungi; Ascomycota; Eurotiomycetes; Chaetothyriales; Trichomeriaceae
Exons: 1
Coding region: 1-1452 (483 amino acids)
Source: RefSeq, a predicted model, not a curated record
AUGGCAGACCGUAACUACCGCGUCAGUUACAAGACUCGCGAAGUCGACCACGACGAAGCACGUCUCGAAGAGGCACGAAGACGCCUGCCGACAGCGCUCGAUCCAUACAGAUACCCAGAAGACCGAGAAGAACUAAAACGGGCAGUCGCAGAGACAAAGGCACGUAACGCUCGAUAUCGUGACGACUAUCGUGAAUAUGAAGCUCCUAUAAGAAGACAGACACUUCGAGAGGAUGUAGUGGACAAGAUACCUGAAGACUUGCCUCGGCCAAGCGCGACAAAGACAACGUAUUCGGUGACGGCUGCUGGACUCGAGAAGGAGUCGCAAGUCAUGACUCGAGGUCCUACAGCGCCUAUGGACCGAGAGGCUGGCUCGGUACGUGCUCGACAGGGUCAAUAUGAAGAUAACAACAAAUAUAUAGCGGCGCGGUCUGAGAAACCUUCAGGUCGCAGAUACGAUGAUCGAUAUUAUGGCAGAAAAGAUCGUGAUUACGAGGUUGAGCGACCACGAUAUGAGGGCGGUGCGUAUGUAGUUGACAUGAGAGAUGCAGACGUCGUGGACAUAUAUUCGGGGUCGAGAGCACGAGAACCUGACAGAGGGUUUGGUGGCUAUCGAAAUGACCGUUACAACGAUCCAGCACCUGAAGCUUACGGUCGUAGUGGAGGUUAUAGAUCAAGCGGAGCUGCGUAUGCAGAACGCGACGAUCAACGUGCUUCGGCUCCUUACAUGUCUGGAGCACGUCAGGAUCGAGCUCCAACAAGAGUUUCCGCGAAGAUGGCAGAUAACGAGGCAGCAGUGGCUUACACACCUUCGAUGACCACAAAGAGAAGAGACGAAGAUGACUUUACUUUCGUCGAGCGAUCAGGGCCUCCGGAUCGAGCACCAGCUGAACCAAGAUCUUCCAAGGAGUCCUUCUAUGCUGCAGCCGAAACACCCAAAGGCAGAGUUCGUGCUGAGGUGAAUCGUUCUCCUCCCGACAACGACUACGUGAUGGUCUCACCACCCAGAGACAACGCCACUAUAGUCAGUGGGCGAAUGACCGCCAACACUGGUGGCGCCAGCAUGAGAUCAGCAAUGUUCCAGGCCGACGCAUACACACCAGAAGAGCGUCUUCACCGACGCAGGUCACGAAGUAUCAACUUCAGGAACGAAGACACUGAUGGGCAUUAUGCUGGUGAUAAAUUUCAUGAGAAGCCUGGCGCCGAAGCGGCAAUGCUGGGACGAUAUCUCAAUCAUUAUGAUGCCGAAGAAGAUCGCAUGGACUACCGCUAUAGCUCGAAGGGUGGUAGGGUGGCUGAAGACGAUUACUACGAUCGACGAGAGCGUGACAACGCCAGGUAUGCGCCGCAGCGUGCAAGAAGUAAAAGUCGAGGAAGGCGUGAGAGGGAAGAGGAUGAUCGGAGUUAUGUUGAUACGUUCAGGGAGAAAACGACCAAAACCACCUAUUAUUGA